Aedes albopictus (Asian tiger mosquito) is the source of this 693-nucleotide messenger RNA. Its product is annotated as spidroin-1-like. The record is from RefSeq and is a predicted model, not a curated record. The transcript has a single exon. Lineage: Eukaryota; Metazoa; Arthropoda; Insecta; Diptera; Culicidae. The coding region runs from base 62 to 502 and encodes 146 amino acids.
UUCUGCGUUAAACAUUACCUGAGUUGAAGUUCUUUAAAAUAUCAAAUCGAAACAAAUCAAAAUGAAAUCGUUCGUAGUAUUUGCUGUCAUCGCCACCGUUAUUGCUGCCGUAAGCAGUGCCCCACAGUUUGGAUUCGGAGCAUCCGGAGCAGGAGCCAACGCCGCAUCCCAAGGAAUGGGAAUGGGAGGAGGAUUCCCCGGCAUGGGUGGUGGCAUGAGUUCCUCAAACGCCAACGCUGCUGCUCAGGGAGUCGGAAUGGGCGGCGGAUUUCCUGGAAUGGGUGGCGGCAUGGGAGCCUCGUCUGCAAACGCUGGCGCUGCUUCUCAAGGGCUCGGAAUGGGAGGAUUCCACGGAAUGGGAGGCGGUAUGAGCGGAUCGAACGCGAACGCAGGAGCACAAAGUCAAGGCAUGGGCAUGGGAGGACCUUUCGGAGGCAUGGGUAUGGGCGGUUCGGCUGCGAAUGCCGGUUCUCAAGGCUUCGGGCAGGGAUUCGGUAGAUAAGUUGUAGCAUGGAAUGAUGCUGAUUCCCACUAAGUGUACUAUGAAUGUUUAUUUAUUAUGUUUGUGUUGUUGUUAUUUAUUUCAAAGCUAAACCUUUAAACCAGGAAAAAUGUUUGAUUUCGCUAUUUAAUGUCAAUGGAAAAGCCAAAAACAAUAUUGUACGUCUUCCUUCAAAACAAUAAAUAUAUUUA